Solanum verrucosum is the source of this 1334-nucleotide messenger RNA. RefSeq names its product actin-82. Gene Ontology annotation, cellular component: cytoplasm. The transcript is spliced from 4 exons. The coding region runs from base 20 to 1153 and encodes 377 amino acids. Lineage: Eukaryota; Viridiplantae; Streptophyta; Magnoliopsida; Solanales; Solanaceae. The record is from RefSeq and is a predicted model, not a curated record.
GAUAGGUAUUUCAUAAAAAAUGGCAGAUGGUGAGGAUAUCCAGCCACUUGUCUGUGAUAAUGGAACUGGAAUGGUUAAGGCGGGAUUUGCUGGAGAUGAUGCUCCAAGAGCAGUAUUUCCUAGCAUUGUUGGUCGCCCUCGUCAUACAGGAGUAAUGGUAGGAAUGGGGCAAAAAGAUGCAUAUGUAGGAGACGAAGCUCAAUCGAAACGUGGUAUUCUCACAUUGAAAUACCCAAUUGAGCACGGUAUUGUUAGCAAUUGGGAUGAUAUGGAGAAAAUUUGGCAUCAUACUUUUUACAACGAGCUUCGUGUGGCACCAGAGGAACACCCUGUUCUGCUCACAGAAGCACCUCUUAACCCGAAGGCUAAUCGUGAGAAGAUGACUCAAAUCAUGUUCGAGACAUUCAAUACUCCUGCUAUGUAUGUUGCCAUUCAAGCUGUUCUAUCCCUUUAUGCCAGUGGUCGUACAACAGGUAUUGUGAUGGAUUCUGGUGAUGGCGUCAGUCACACUGUCCCAAUCUAUGAGGGAUAUGCUUUACCACAUGCUAUUUUACGUCUUGAUUUGGCUGGUCGUGACCUUACUGAUCACUUAAUGAAAAUCUUGACGGAGCGUGGUUACUCAUUUACCACUACAGCAGAAAGGGAAAUUGUGAGGGAUGUUAAGGAAAAACUCUCAUACAUUGCUCUUGAUUAUGAGCAAGAAUUGGAUACAUCAAAGACUACUUCUUCUGUUGAGAAGAGUUAUGAGUUGCCUGAUGGUCAGGUUAUUACAAUUGGUGCCGAGCGUUUCCGUUGCCCAGAAGUACUUUUCCAGCCUUCAAUGAUUGGAAUGGAAGCUGCUGGAAUUCAUGAAACCACCUAUAAUUCAAUCAUGAAGUGUGAUGUGGAUAUUAGGAAGGAUCUCUAUGGAAACAUCGUACUUAGUGGUGGUACCACUAUGUUCAAUGGAAUUGCUGAUAGAAUGAGUAAGGAAAUUACUGCAUUGGCUCCAAGCAGCAUGAAAAUUAAGGUUGUUGCUCCACCUGAAAGGAAGUAUAGUGUUUGGAUUGGAGGCUCUAUUUUAGCUUCUCUAAGUACCUUCCAACAGAUGUGGAUCGCAAAGGCAGAGUAUGAUGAAUCUGGUCCUUCCAUCGUCCACAGGAAAUGCUUCUAAUUGUUUAGACACGUAACUAACUAUAAGUUACUUUGUUGUUAUAACCUAAGGCAAAGAAUUUUUCCAGAAUAUAUUGAUUUUCAUAUUGUGAAGCUUUGCCGUUUAAUUGUAACUCGAAACACUUCUGAUUAUAUCUGUAUAUAACAUGCAGAAAUAUAGAUAUGCAUCCUGUUUCAUUUUA